AUGUCUUUGGACAUCGCCAAUUCCACAUUCAAUGGUGCAGCACGGACGGAGAAGAACGAAUCGGGCGGGUUUUUGGCAAGGCGCUUGGGUGAUCCUGUCGACCUGAGUCGCCGCCUAUUAGAGGCAGGAGAUAUAGAACCCAACCCGGGGCCGAAGUGGCCAUGUGGCUUCUGCAACAAGGAAGUCAAAAACACAGGAUGGUCCAUCAAAUGCGUAGACUGUCUCCAGUACAUACACAGAGAAUGCUUGGGAUGGAGUGUCAGAGAGAUAAAAUCCUACGAUGGAUACAGAUGGCACUGCGGUUGCGACCACCUGAAAUCAAACACCGCGGACCCCAACCCAAUCAGACCACGAACUAAGGAAGGUCUAAAAAUCAUCCAGUUGAAUGUAGAUGGAUGGCGCGGGAAAGGGGAUGUGGUAAAAAAGCUAGCGUACGAUACGCAAGCGGACAUUCUAGUCCUUCAAGAAACGAAACUGACCGAGAAGGCCAAAGUUCCGAACAGCGGCGACUGGGUUGUAUUUAGAAAGGACCGCACUGUCCACCAAACGGAAACUACCAACGAAAGGGCACAAGGAGGCGUAGCAAUCGCUGUUAGGCCGGGGCUAGAAUGUAAAGAAAUCAGCCUAAGUAUGCCUUUAACCGCAGUUCUAGAGACAGUCAGCAUAGCUGUGAAAACUGGCAAUUCGUGGCUGGAAAUUCAUAAUGUGUACCGACCACCAGCAAAAUCCGGACAAUAUGAUCAAAGAGACUCAAAGCCAUACCUGGACAAAUGGCCAUGCGGCAGUAACUCCAUCAUAUUCGCGGAUAUGAAUGCCCAUGGAAGCUGGGACCGGAACAAAGUCGAGGACAAAAUUGGCGAAGAAGUGGACGAAUGGCUAAUCAAUAAGGACAUGUGCCUGCUUAACAGCGGAGGGGCAACAAGAGUUGCGAAAAAUGGAUCAGGGACAGCACCCGACAUUACAGUAGUGCACUCAUCCAGAGCUAACCACUGUAACUGGACCACAAUAGACUCGGUAGGGUCCGACCAUUUGCCAAUUCUGAUAUCCUCUUGCAACAAGGUCAGUAAAGUUCGAACCCGACCAAACCUUAACAUGAAGAAAGCCGACUGGCCGGAAUUCGAGAGGCUACUAGAACAAUCUCUAUCCCUGCCGGAGGACUUCAAGUCCCUUGAAGCUUUGGAAAAAUUAUUUGCUAAAGCAAUAAUGAACGCAGCUAAAGGAUCUAUUCCGGUAACCACUCGAAAAGAUUGCAAACCAUGGUGGACCAAAGAGUGCGCUGUUGCGAAGAAAAGUAUGAAUAAUAUACAAAGACAGCUUAGGAAAUCCCCUGGCGACGAUCUUCUCAUUUCGGCAGCCGAGGAAGCUUCUAAGGUGUUCAAGAAAACGAUAGAGGUCAGUAAACGCGAGGCGUGGAGGAAAUAUGCAGCUGAACUCAGCCCGCGGGACCCGACCACAAAAGUUUGGAACACCCUCAGGGCCAUGGACGGCAGAAAAAAAGAGCGGCUCCCAAAUACUCCUGUUGAUUACGGAGGUAAAUCCAUCACGGCCGACAGGGAGAAAGCAAAAGUUGCUUGUAAGACGUAUGCUUCGGUUAGUAGAGUGACAGUCAAAAGGGAAGAUUCGAAACAAGCAUACUUGACCCUACGCGAAGCAAUUAAGUUAAAUUGGGACUCGGAAAUCAACGAGUCAUUUUCCAUAGCCGAAUUAGGAGAAGCAUUAAGAAGUCUUAAACCCAAAAGUGCGGGCUCCGAUGGAGUGCAUCCGCUAAUGCUCAAGCACCUUGCUAAUGCUCAAUGGGGAGAAGGGAAGGGAAUAUCUACUCUAUUUGGUUAA
Messenger RNA from Symsagittifera roscoffensis, 1833 nucleotides. RefSeq lists its product as uncharacterized. Gene Ontology annotation, molecular function: endonuclease activity; DNA binding. NCBI's taxonomy places the organism in Eukaryota, Metazoa, Xenacoelomorpha, Acoela, Convolutidae. The transcript has a single exon. Gene Ontology annotation, biological process: DNA repair. The record is from RefSeq and is a predicted model, not a curated record. The coding region runs from base 1 to 1833 and encodes 610 amino acids.